GAUUUUAUAAACCCUCUAAAAGCUAGGGUUUUAGGACAAGCAAGCUGCCAUUUUUCUCGGAAUAACGAGGUUUCUCGACGUCUAGCCGAAAAUGGGUUUCUGGGGACUUGAAGUGAAACCCGGGGAACAUCAUCCUUAUCAUCCAGAUCAUGACAAUGUACAAGGACAACUUCACGUAACUCAGGCUACUCUAGGCUCGGGUUUGGGCAAAGACAAGAGUGUGCUCCAAUGUUCGGCAGGAGAUAAGGGUCCGAUUUACUUGUGCUCGUUAUUACCGGACAAAACUGAAUGCUGUCCUUUGAGCCUUGUGUUUGAUGAUAAUGACGAGCCAGUUGAGUUCACGGUGAUUGGUGAAAGGAGCAUCCAUCUCUCUGGAUACUUCGAGGACUUUGAGCAGAACUCCUUCCAGGGGGAAGAUGAUUCAGAUGGCAUUGAUAUUGCUGAAACCGACUCUGAUGAGUCGUCUGACUAUGAUAGCGAAGAGGACUGUGAUAGUGAAGAGGACUUCAUUGACGAUGACGAUGAUAUUGCUAUGCAUCAGCCUUCUUCUGUCCCAAAUAGCGGAGUUGUAAUUGAGGAGAUAGAAGAUGAAGAGAGCCCCGUCAAAGAAGUUCAGCCAAAACGACACACGAAGAAGAGUCAGUCUAAGUCUAGUGAAGACAAGGAUGCAAAGAAACAGACUAUUGUCAAAGACAGUGAUCGGUUUACUGGACAAGAUGGUGUAUUAGAAAGUGACAACAAGAACAAAAAGAAGAAGAAACAGAAGCAAAAGCAAGGAGGGGAGAAUGCCAAUGGGUCAAAAGAUGAACAAGCUCAAAAGGAGGAAACCCCUGAAACUAACCAGGUUUCUUCUGAUAAGAAUGAAAACUCCAAGAGCCUGAAUAACUCUGCUGAGAAGAAAAAGAAAAAUAAAAACAAGAACAAGAAUCAAGAAGCUGAUGGAACUGCAGAUAAAGCUGUUUCCAGCAAUCAAGAGAAGGAAAAAUCAGAUUCUGUCUCUGAAGGGAAUAAAGGGAACUCCAAGACAUCUCAUGUGCAAACACACCCUAAUGGUCUCAUUGUUGAAGAGUUAGUCAUGGGCAAACCAGAUGGCAAGAGAGCUUCUCCCGGCAAACAGGUCAGCGUGCGGUACAUCGGAAAGCUUCAGAAAAAUGGGAAGAUUUUCGAUUCCAAUGUCAGAAAAGCACCUUUCAAGUUUCGGCUAGGUCUUGGCCAAGUCAUUAAGGGAUGGGAUGUCGGUGUUAACGGCAUGCGUGUAGGUGAGAAAAGAAGGCUUACAAUUCCUCCAUCAAUGGGGUAUGGCAAGAAAGGUGCGGGUGGGCAGAUUCCUCCGAACGCUUGGCUGGUCUUUGACGUUGAACUCAUCGAUGUUUGCUGAUUUCUUGGCUCAUGAAGAAGAAGAGCUCUUCAAGUACAUGAAGGAGAAAAGGUCCUUCUUCUAUAUUCACUGGAACGCAGUCCUUCUUCUAUAUUCUCUUCUUUAUGUGUGUUACAGGCAAUAUAUACAAUAUAUAUAUAUAUAUAGCCGCAGUGCUAUGGUCAUCAUGUGAAAGACUUGCUCUUUUUAUGGUCGUUUAGGAACUGUGUUUUCUU
Messenger RNA from Tarenaya hassleriana, 1593 nucleotides. Its product is annotated as peptidyl-prolyl cis-trans isomerase FKBP53-like. NCBI's taxonomy places the organism in Eukaryota, Viridiplantae, Streptophyta, Magnoliopsida, Brassicales, Cleomaceae. The coding region runs from base 92 to 1378 and encodes 428 amino acids. The transcript is spliced from 11 exons. Gene Ontology annotation, molecular function: peptidyl-prolyl cis-trans isomerase activity. The record is from RefSeq and is a predicted model, not a curated record.